AUGGCAAAGCAUCAUCCAGAUCUUAUAAUGUGUAGAAAACAACCUGGUAUUGCUAUUGGGCGUCUUUGUGAAAAAUAUGUGAGACCUGAUACACUUGUUCGAAUAUGUGAUGAAUGUAAUUAUGGUUCGUAUCAAGGUCGUUGUGUGAUUUGUGGUGCUCCCGGAGUAUCUGAUGCAUAUUAUUGUAAAGAAUGUGUAUUGCAAGAAAAGGAUCAUUUUUGGGGCCCUGUUGCUAAUUGGGGUUUACCUUUAGCUGCAAUUGCUGAUAUCAAAAAAGAUCCGGAUAUUAUAUCACCUAAAAUGACUGUUGCAAUGUUAAUAUAUUCAGCAACUUUUAUGAGAUUUGCAUGGCAAGUAAUACCUCGUAAUCAUUUACUUUUAGCAUGUCAUAUGACAAAUGAAGCAUUACAAUUUGUACAAGGAUAUAGAUAUCUUGAUUAUUACCAUAUGGGAGGAAAAGAAAGAAAAUUAAAAAAAUUAGAAGAGGAAAGUAAAAAAUUAAAAGAAAGUGAUAAAACAUCAACAUCACCAACGGUUCUUUGA
Entrophospora candida is the source of this 543-nucleotide messenger RNA. Lineage: Eukaryota; Fungi; Glomeromycota; Glomeromycetes; Entrophosporales; Entrophosporaceae. The record is from the annotation of a GenBank genome assembly.